GGGGGUGGCGUCCGUGCAUCACUCCUCUCCAGCCGCGUUAAGAGCCUCGGUCGCCGGCGUCUCGUCCUCCGCUCGCUCGCGCUCUGGAUGUGGACGAACUGGAGCCGAAGCAAGUUGUCGUCGUACUGAGGGCGGGACCCCAGCCUGCAGAGCAGCUCGGAGCGGAGUGAAAGGCGGUCGGCGAACAGCGUCUCCAUCCCGGGAUUUAUUGGCAGCAAGACGACGGACACACAGAAGAAAAGAGGGUGGGGGGAAGAAAAAAAAUCGCAUCUCGGAGCCGCUUUGGACAAUGUUUCUGUUGCAGUACACAGGACUCAAUGCCCUGUCCUUUGAUCCGGCCGCCAAUAACGACCCCCUGCACUUCAACAGCUCCAGCGGCUCGCCACCUGUGGAAAACGCGUCCGAAAACAGCAAGAAGAGGAAGCGAGCCAGCCUGCCUCCAGAGGGUAUUCAUAACAUGACCAUGGAGUCCAACUCCAUAUCGAUGCCCAUGUCAGACCCCAACGCCUGGGCCACUGCCAUGAACAACCUGGGGAUGCCUCCAAUGGGCAUCACUGGACAGCCUCUCAUGCCAGACUUUGACCCUAACCUCGGGAUGAUGGCUGGGAUCACGCCCAUCAACCCCUUGAUGCCCGGCCUCGGCAUGGUGCCCGCGCCCCUGUCGCAUGAUGUGCCCGUCGUCAAGGAGAUUAUCCACUGCAAGACCUGCACCCUCUUCCCCCCUAACCCCAAUCUCCCCCCUCCAGCGACCAGAGAGCGCCCUCCAGGUUGUAAGACGGUGUUUGUCGGCGGCCUGCCCGAGAAUGCCAACGAACAGCUCAUCAUGGAGGUGUUCGGACAGUGUGGCGAUAUUACGGCUAUUCGCAAAAGCAAGAAGAACUUCUGCCAUAUUCGAUUCGCAGAGGAGUUUACAGUGGACAAGGCCCUCUUCCUGUCCGGUUAUCGCAUCCGACUGGGCUCCAGCACGGACAAAAAAGACACGGGGCGCCUCCACGUGGACUUCGCCCAGGCUCGGGACGACCUCUACGAGUGGGAGUGUCGCCAGCGCAUGAUGGCCAGAGAGGAGCGGCACCGACGCAAGAUAGAGGAGGACCGCCUCCGGCCGCCCUCGCCUCCCCCCAUUGUGCACUUCUCUGAGCACGAAUGUAGCCAGCUGGGCGACAAAAUUAAAGAUGAUAGCAAAUUUGCCGAGGCGGUGCGCGUUCUUCUGACCUGGCUGGAACGUGGCGAAGUCAACCGCCGCAACGCCAACAACUUCUACUCCAUGAUCCAGUCGUCCAACAGUCACAUCCGUCGCCUGAUGACGGAGAAGAGCCAGCAUGAGAAGGAGAUGGAGGAGGCCAAGGACAAGUUCAAGACUGCCCUGUCCGGUAUACUGGCUCAGUUUGAGCAGAUUGUGUCUGUAUUCCAAGCUGCUUCCAAACAAAAGGCAUGGGACCAUUUCUCCAAAGCACAGCGCAAGAACUUGGACGUGUGGCGCAAGCAAGCCGAGGAGAUUCGAAACAUCCACAACGAGCAGCUGAUGGGCAUCCGGCGCGAGGAGGAGAUGGAGAUGUCCGACGACGACAUGGAGGAGGCACCAGACAGCAAAGACUCCGUGGACUCAGGCGUGUUGCAAGCCGAGGCCUUGAAGGAAGAGAACGACUCAUUGCGCUGUCAGCUAGACGCCUAUCGGAAUGAGGUGGAGCUGCUCAAGCAGGAGCAGGGCAAGAACCAGCCAAUCAGGAGCGAGGAGGACAGCACACACACUCAGCAGCUCAGCUUCCUGCAGCAGGCGCUGCAAGGCAUGCAGAAGCAACUCCUGAAGAUGCGGGAGGACCUGAAGCAGCGGGAGUGCGAGUUGGAGAAGAGUCAGGAGGACAAGCAGCAGCUCAAGCAUCAAGUCCAUACCCUGAAGGAAGGACUGCAAAACCUGCAGAAGACUCAGAUGGAACGAUCCAAACAAGAUGACAGAGGCGGCGAGGAAGCUGAUAAUCAAACCAAUGAGGGUACACUGGUGUCCUGUAGUCAGGAGAGGGAAGGACCAACAGAGAGGAGUUCACCAAGUCCUGUCCAUUCAGAGAGAGAAGCCCUGCUCGUCGCCGCAGUGUCCAAGGGGGGCCCCCACACGGGAAGAGGAGGCAUCAUCUCCACCUUCCUUCAUGUGCAUCCAUUUGGAGCCAGCAUCGAGUACAUCUGCUCCUACCUGCAGCGCCUCGACACCAAGAUCAACCCGCCCGAGGUGGAGUCUCUCCUCUCUCGACUCCCCUGCACCUUCAGGCAGGAGCUGACGGGCGUGGGCGCCAGUCUGGAGAAACGAUGGAACUUCUGCGGAUUCCAGGGUAUCAAGAGCACGUAAGGUUGUGCACGUGGAGGGAGCACCAAAACCCUCCACGGCUGUCAAGACUGCAUCCCCGCAGUUACAGGAAUGUUUACUUGACACGGCCACGACUCUUCAGGAGUCCGGGCAAAGGAGUCACUGGAUUUGAACGUGUUUGCGGCCCACGUCGGUUGGGCAUAAAAGCUUUCUGAGCCUUUUUGGCGGGUACGACCAGGACAACACAGGCCUAUUACCUGUGACAUCAUCAGGGUCGAACUCUUCAAACCUCUAAAACCCUGCAGCCGCCAUCCCGCUUGUUCUCUUCUUUUCUGUUCUUUUCUUUUUUUGUCUUUCCUGGUUUGUAACAUUGAUUAUGAAAAAAAGAAAUCAUAUAUUUCUUCAUUUUCUGUGAAGACUGAAGAGUUACAAAGAAUUGUUGUAAUAUGCUGUACAUGGUUGGAUUGUAUUUUUGAUUAUAA
Molecule: messenger RNA, 2778 nt
Organism: Phycodurus eques (leafy seadragon)
Lineage: Eukaryota; Metazoa; Chordata; Actinopteri; Syngnathiformes; Syngnathidae
Gene: enox2
Product: ecto-NOX disulfide-thiol exchanger 2
Exons: 17
Coding region: 290-2338 (682 amino acids)
Biological process (GO): ultradian rhythm
Cellular component (GO): external side of plasma membrane; plasma membrane
Molecular function (GO): RNA binding; protein-disulfide reductase activity
Source: RefSeq, a predicted model, not a curated record